Aspergillus welwitschiae is the source of this 954-nucleotide messenger RNA. RefSeq names its product NmrA/HSCARG family protein. The transcript has 3 exons. The record is from RefSeq and is a predicted model, not a curated record. Bases 1 to 954 code for a protein of 317 amino acids. NCBI's taxonomy places the organism in Eukaryota, Fungi, Ascomycota, Eurotiomycetes, Eurotiales, Aspergillaceae.
AUGUCCAAGCUUAUCACUGUCGUUGGCGCCACCGGAGCACAAGGUGGCUCAGUUGUUGCCUCCGCUUUGAAGUCGGGUAAUUACAAGGUCCGUGGUAUUACUCGCAACAUCAACAGCGAGGCAGCCAAAGCACUUACUGCUCAAGGAGUUGAGAUGGUAUCUGCGGACGCGAAUGAUGAAGCGUCCCUGGUAAAGGCAUUCAAGGGAUCCUAUGCAAUCUUUGCUGUUACCGAUUUCUUUGCCGCCUUCGCACAGCACAAUGCCGAAGAGUCAAUUGAAAUCGAGGCCUCGCAGGGCAUCAACCUUGCUAAAGCAGCCGCCAAAACUCCUACUCUCAAGCACUACAUUUGGAGUACACUUCCUGACAACAGGAAGAUCUCAGGCGGCACAUGUUCCGUGCCCCACUUUGAGAGUAAAUUCAAGGUCGACCAAUUUAUUAAACAAGACCGAGAUCUACUGGCCAAGACCACUUUCUUGUGGGUUACUUAUUACGCUUCCAACAUUGUCAUGCCGAUGAUAGUCCCCAAUUUUGUGAAAUCCUCCGGCAAGCACCUCCAGGUCUUCCCGGUCUCUGAAAAUACGCCCAUCACCACCAUGGGCGACACCAGGGUUAAUACUGGUAUUUACGCUCUUGCGAUCCUGGACCAGCCUCAACUCACCCUUCCAGGCAAGGUAGUCCUAGGCGCUACUGAGACCAGGACAGCCGCGGAUGUGCUGAAGCUAUGGUCAGAGGUAUCGGGCAAGCCUGCGGAGUAUGUGGCGGUUUCCUUAGAGCAUUAUGAUAAGCUGUGGCCUAAGUGGGGACUUGAGGUUGGCCUCAUGUUCAAGUACUGGGAAGUAGCCGGCGAGAAGAGCUGGACAUCCCCCGAUGAGCAGGUUCUUACGAGCAGAGAUCUGAAGAUCACUGGCUUAGUCGGUAUGAAGGAAGUAUUUGCUGGAAUUGAUUGGUCAUAG